UAAUACGGACUAUUUUAAUGGCUAAUCUAAAAAAAAUCAAAAAGCCCAAUUUUCUAACGCGGACGAUUUUGAUCUGCUACUCCCUCAAACCUUCGUUUUGCAUCACAAGAGAAAAUGGGAGCAGUAACCUAAUUCUGAAAUCCAUGCUGGUAGGCUUCUAACAUACUUUCAAAUAUGCUUUCCUGGUCCUCAUUAAUCCUGAUCUAGACUCUGAGUUUCCUUUCGCAUAAGGUGUAGUCGCCAGGACCCCAAAGCUGAGUUGGUAGCCGGAGCUUCCAUCACCGAUUGCCGCCAGUUAUGAACGGUGCAGAUAGAACUUGGAUGAAAUUGCCUAGAAUCCAUCCUAAGUAUAAGGAUGGAGUGAAUGAAUUUCUUAAUUUAGCAUUUACAAGAGCGGCGGUUGAUGGUUGUAUAAACUGUCCAUGUAAGAAGUGUGUUUUUCGCGACUUGCAUAAUUGGGAAAAUGUUCAUAGUCAUUUGAUCUGCCAUGGUUUUGUUGAAGGCUACACUUUAUGGAAUUUCCAUGGAGAAGGUUUGCCUUCAAUGGAAACAGAACAGAGUAUGGACUGUGACAGCAAUGAUGAGGGCUUAAAUGACAUUGAUGAUAUAGAUAUGUUAUUGAAUGACACUUUUGGAAAUCUCAGAGAAGGAGAAGAGCAAAAUGCGGAAGCUAAUAAUUUUUUUAAGUUGAUGGAAGAGGGUAAGAAGGAAUUGUACCCAGGUUGCAAGAAUUUUUCAAAGCUCUCUUUCACUAUUCGUUUGUAUCUUUUCAAAUGUAUAAAUCGGGUGAGUAAUGUAGCAUUUUCAGAUUUAUUAGAACUUCUACAAGAGGUAAUGCCGGAGGCAAACCUUCCAAAAUCUUAUUAUGAAGCCAAAAAAACUAUCAAUAGUUUGGGCUUGGGUUACAAAAAGAUACAUGCUUGCCCAAAGGACUGCAUACUUUAUAGGAAAGAAUAUGAGAAUGCUGAAUCAUGUCAUGUUUGUGGUACUUCUAGAUGGAAAGAGUAUGACCAGAAGGAGAUAAAUGAGGGAAAUAGGAGUAUAAUUCCUGCAAAAGUCUUGAGACAUUUCCCUUUACAACCUAGGCUUCAAAGGAUUCUUAUGUGUUCUGAAACAGCAGAAGAAAUGACUUGGCAUGAAAGAAAACGUAAGAAUGAUGGAAAUCUGAGACAUCCGGCUGAUGGUCAAUGUUGGAAAGAUUUUGAUUCUAUGUUUGCUGAAUUUGCUAAAGAUCCACGUAAUGUAAGACUGGGUUUGGCAAGUGACGGAUUCAGUCCAUUUGGUACAAUGAGUGUUUCUCACAGUACAUGGCCAGUGGUACUUAUUAACUACAAUUUGCCACCUUGGAUGUGUCUUAAACCAGAAUACCUCAUUCUAUCAUUACUCAUACCAGGGCCUAAUUAUCCAGGAAUGGAUAUUGAUGUUUAUCUACAACCGUUAAUCGACGAGUUGAAGGAAUUGUGGCAAUAUGGAGUUGAAAACAUAUGACGCAUUUAGUAAACGAUACUUCAAUAUGCGUGCUGCUUUAUUAUGGACAGUCAACGAUUUUCCCGCUUAUGCUAUGCUAUCUGGUUGGAGUACACAAGGGAGACUUGCAUGCCCUUGUUGCCAUUAUGACACAUGCUCCCAAUAUUUAAAAUAUAGCAAGAAAACUUGUUAUCUGGGACAUCGUCGGUUUCUUGGUAAAGGUCAUCCAUGGAGAUUUGAUGAGAGGUCUUUUAACGGAAAAAUAGAGGAACGAAAUGCUCCUACUCCUUUAACUGGUAGUGAAGUUCUCCAGAAAUUAGGGGAUUAUACUAAUAACUUUGGGAAGAAAAAGAAGAAAAAAAGAAAGAAAAAUAACUGCCCAUGGAAGAAGAAAUCUAUAUUCUUUCAAUUGCCAUAUUGGGAGAAGAAUGCAUUGCGACAUAACCUAGAUGUAAUGCAUAUAGAGAAAAAUAUAUUUGAUAAUAUAAUCGGAACAUUGUUGGAUAUACAAGGAAAAACAAAAGAUCAUAUUCAUGCUCGGUUAGAUCUACAACACUUAGGCUUUAAGGAAGAGCUUCACCCUACUCUUUCUGAAGAUGGUCAAUAUUUCCUAUAUUCUAAGGCAUGUUUUUCUAUGAGCAGCGAAGAGAAAGAAGUUUUUUGUAAGGUGAUAAAGGAUGCAAAAUUACCUAAUGGUUGUGCUUCAAACAUAUCUCAUUGCGUGCAUGUAAAUGACAAGAAGAUUUCUGGAUACAAAACUCAUGAUGCACAUAUUAUUCUCCAUUAUCUUCUCCAGGUUGUUGUUAAGAAAGCACUACCAAAGCAAGUUGCAAUUCCAAUAAUAAAAUUGGGUGUCUUUUUUAAGACGAUUUGUAGUAAAGUUAUCAGAAUAGAAGACCUUCCUGGCCUGCAGUCCGAAAUUGUUGAAAUUCUUUGUCAGUUUGAAAAGAUAUUCCCACCUUCCUUUUUCGAUGUAAUGAUGCAUCUACCUGUCCAUUUAAUCAAUGAAAUUAGGUUAGGUGGCCCAGUUCACUACCGCUGGAUGUAUUGGAUGGAGCGAUAUUUAUGUAGAUUAAAGUCGUAUGUUAGAAAUAAAUAUCAUGUUGAAGCGUCUAUUGCAGAAGGAUAUAUUGUCGAAGAAUGUUUGAUUCACUGCUCAAGGUAUAUGCACGAUGGGGUGAAAACAAGACUAAGUAGAGGUCAGGAAGGGUACAGUGAUGGCAGCUCAAAUAAUUCUUGUAAUAUCUUUUCAAAUCAUGGUUACCCUAUUGGAGGGAAGUCCAAGGAAAAAGAAAAAUCAUUUACUCUAAGCCCUAAGACCCUUCAGAUAGCGCAUCGAUAUGCUCUCUUUAAUGCAAAUAAUGAGGAAGUUGACAAUUUCAUAAAGGAACAUCAAGACCUCAUAAGCAGGCAAAAUAAAAGGAGUAGAUGGGCAAAAGAAAAUGACCAUACCCAUGGAUUUGCAUUUUGGUUCAAAACCAAAGUUCAAUCAAAACUGGUUUCAGAUCAUAUUUUUUGGCUAGCAAAUGGACCAAGUUCUGUAUGCAAAAGGUACUAUGGAUAUUUUGUUAAUGGUUACAAGUUUUCUACACGAGCAAGAGAUGGGAAAUACAAGACCCAAAAUAGUGGAGUUACCGUUACAGCUUCUACUCCUAGUUUUGCAAGUUCUAAGGAUCAAAAUCCAGUAUUAGGAGAUGUCACCUAUUAUGGAGCACUUAGAGAUAUUAUUGAGUUAAGUUAUCAUAACCAAGGUAAUGUUGUUCUCUUUAAGUGUGACUGGUUUGAGGAGGAGAAAGAUGAUUUUGGAUUGAUCCGUGUUAAUUUUAAGAAAUUAUGUUAUGUUAAUGAUCCAUUUGUGUUCCCAUCACAAGUUCAUCAAGUUUUCUAUGUCAAAGAUCCUAUUGAAGAUGGACGUCACUAUGUGAUGAAAAGAGUUCCACGAGAUCUUUUUGAAAUGGACGAAGAAGAUGCUAAUGAGGGUUAUUGGAACGAGUAUGAUGAUAUUGGUUUUAGUGUUGACCACAUAGUAAAUGAUGAAGGAAGUUUUAGUUCUAUAAGAACUGAUCUGCCUAAAAGCACGGUGGGAGUGAACAUUGAUGUUUUAGUUGCAAAAUCUGUGGGCAAAGAAGAUGUUGUGAAUAACAAUAUUAGUAGUGACAGGACUAAUGAAAGAGAAACAAGGUCCUAAAUCAAAUGCUCUCCUUACAGAGUAUGAGAAACAAAGGUUGUCCAGGAUUGAAAGUAAUCUACGCAUAAUGAAGGGAAAGGGAGUUGAUAAUGUAUUGAUACCUUUCAAUAUGUUAAAAUAAAGAAAUGAUGCAUCAACACUUGGUAAGGAAAAAAUUGCACAUCUGGAAGAUGUGGAUGAAGACUACUUCUCUUAUAAUCAAGAUUUUGUGCCUAAUCCUUACAAGGAAAUGAAAAGGAAUGAUUCCUCUUUGAGAAGUGGCACAAUGAAUCACAAUGAGAGGGAAGUUCCAAAAAGAAAGUGCAGGGAUCACUCCACUAAAAAAAGGUUACUGUGCAAGAGGAUGAUGUGGUUGAGAUUGAUAUGGUAAUAAUAUGAGCAUGCUAUAUUCUUGGAGCAGUAUACUUUUUCUGAUGACAACAGGUCAAGGUUAAGUUUAUUUGCAAUAUAUAAAAUCAGGAUGUAUCAAAGAUGGAUGUUGUCAGGAAGAAGGACCCAAUCAAUAAAAGUGGGAGGCCAGAUCGAGAAAGAAUAAAUGAUUGUUCUAAAAAAAGAAGAGGAUGGAACCUCUGAUGCCAAGCCAGCCUAUGUCUACUUUUGUGGAAAAAACAAAUAUGGUUAUUGACGAUUUUGAAGAAGAUGUGCAACUCAGCCGCAAGAGACAUGUGAAUGUGGUAAAUUACAGUAGUGUAAAUUAAUAUUGCAUGAAAUAUAUAUCUUUCAAAUUGUUAUUCUUUUUUUAAAGGCUACAAAAGAAGUCCACUCUAGUACAAACUGGGCAAUGAUAGAAAAUGAAAAUGAAGUUGAUCCAAUUCAAAGUGGAGAUGAAGAGAGUACUACAAAAGAUACAAGCCUAAAAAAGAAGCAUAGGGGGAAGACAAUGUUACACAAGGUCCAUAUACGAAAACCAGAUGAGCGCAAAGUCAUUACUCUCAAUGAGUAUAACCAACCAAUUGGACCGGAUGAGGCUACAUGCUCUGAGUUUUCUCAAUUUCUUGGAACCAUAGCUCGUAGUGCAUCACUAGCACCUCUGAACUAUGUCAGUUGGCCAAAAGUGCCAAACAAAGAGAGAAUGUGGCAAUAUGUUAACUCAAAGUACAUUAUUCCACCAGUAGGAAAAAAAUGGGUUAUAAGAUCAAUAAAUGAUAACUGGAGGACAUACAAAAGUCGUGUGAAGGAAGAACAUUUUGACAAAUAUGAAUCUAACUCAGAGAGAUGAAUUCAACGCCCAAAAGACGGUAUCACUGAAGAGCAGUUUAGAGAUCUUAUUCGUUUUUGGAACACUCCUCAAUCAAAGAACCGGUGCCUUCGAAAUAAGUGUAGUCGAUCAAAACAAACAGACAUGCCAACUACUGGACGUGUUUCAUUUGCGAGAUUGAAACACCAGUUGACAACUCAAAGUGAAAACAACAAGAUACCCACAGAAGUUCAAAUGUAUGAAGAGACACGUAAGAGAAAAGAUGGUCGAACCUACAAGACUUCAUUUGAUGAAACGAGUGUAAAACUUCAAGCAAUGAAAGAUAUUGAAUCUACACAAGGAAAUGAUGAGGCCAAUUCUGAAGAUGCAUUUGCAAAAGUAAUGCCUAAGGAAUACAGUGGACGUGUUCGGCUAUAUGGAAGAGGUGUCACCAAUAAAGAUAUUGUGGAAAAGAAAGGUGAAAAAUCACACAACAUCCCAAAUAAUGCAUUACAAUCUUUGAGGGAAGAAAUGCAAAAGGAAAUGGAUGAAAAACUUGCAAUUGAAAGAGCAAAAAUGGCUGAAGAGUUUGAGGUUGAAAAAGCACGUAUGUCAGAAAAUGUACUAACAUUUGUGUUAAAACAGUUGCAAAGUACUAUUCCAGGAUUAAGCUUGGUUCCUCAAACAAUAUUAGCAUCUGCCAAUCUCAAGGAUACAUCAAACUGAUUCCAGAAGAAGUUGACAUACAUGUGCAAGGAUGGAUAUAUAUAUAUGGUGAUGAUUCUAGAAGAAGUUGACAUACAUGUGCAAGGAUGGAUAUAUAUAUAUAUAUAUAUAUAUAUAUAUAUAUAUAUAUAUAUAUAUAUAUAUAUAUACACAUAUAGUGAUGUUAUUUUGCUGAACCACUUGGUAUUAGACUUUAACUGGACAAAGUGGUUUUUGUAAUACCUUGAUUUGUCUAAUAUCUUGUUUGGUCAAGAUUCGUUCUUUACUUUUCCCACCUUUGAAUAUUUUUUCUUCCUAUUAUUGUAAGAUUCUAUUGAUAUUGUAAUGAUAUUUGGUUUGUGAAGUAUAAUAGCACAUGUGUAAUUA
Molecule: messenger RNA, 5924 nt
Organism: Cuscuta europaea
Lineage: Eukaryota; Viridiplantae; Streptophyta; Magnoliopsida; Solanales; Convolvulaceae
Source: the annotation of a GenBank genome assembly